GCUGGAAGACCUGGCCUCCCAGGGGACAAAGGUGCCAUUGGGAUGCCUGGACGUGUGGGAGUAAAGGGCCAACCAGGCGAGAAGGGGGCCCCAGGAGAUGCCGGCAUGUCCAUCAUCGGCCCCCGCGGCCCCCCUGGUCAGCCGGGCACUCGAGGUUUUCCUGGAUUUCCGGGUCCCAUUGGGCUAGACGGCAAACCGGGCUACCCCGGACCCAAAGGGGAGAUGGGCCUGAUGGGUCCCCGAGGACAGCCGGGACCUCCAGGACAAAAAGGAGAAAAGGGGCAGUGUGGAGAGUACCCACAUCGGGAGCACCUGAGCAGCACCCUUUCGGCUCUACGCUCCAACCAGAUCAUUACCCUGAAGGGUGAACAGGGCCAGGCCGGUAUCCAAGGCCCACCAGGGCCACCAGGCCCCCCUGGACCAAGCGGACCUCUGGGGUACCCGGGACUGCCAGGGCCCAUGGGGCCACCCGGCUUACCCGGGCCUCCUGGACCAAAGGGAGACCCAGGAAUCCAGGGCUACCACGGUCGGAAGGGAGAACGAGGCAUGCCAGGGAUGCCGGGCAAACAAGGAGCAAAGGGAACUCCUGGAAUUGCUGUGGCCGGGAUGAAGGGUGAGCCAGGGACCCCAGGAGCCAAGGGCGAGAAGGGGACUGCAGGCCCCCCCGGGCUACUCGGCCUCCUGGGGCAGAAGGGAGAAAAAGGUGAUGCUGGCAACUCCAUUGGAGGAAGCAGAGGGGAGCCGGGCCCCCCAGGGCUCCCGGGGCCCCCAGGUCCAAAGGGAGAAGCUGGUGUUGAUGGCCAGGCCGGCCCCCCAGGACAGCAAGGAGACAAGGGGGAGCCCGGAGCAGCUGGAGAACAGGGACCAGCUGGCCCCAAGGGCACCAAGGGGGAGCCAGGGAAAGGAGAGAUGGUGGACUACAACGGGAACAUCAAUGAGGCCCUCCAGGAGAUCCGAACGCUGGCCUUGAUGGGGCCCCCUGGUCUUCCUGGGCAAAUCGGCCCACCCGGAGCCCCAGGGAUCCCAGGCCAGAAGGGCGAGAUCGGACUCCCAGGCCCUCCAGGACACGAUGGGGAAAAGGGACCUCGAGGCAAACCAGGAGACAUGGGCCCCCCCGGCCCCCAAGGCCCCCCAGGAAAGUCUGGACCUGCAGGAAUGAAGGGAGAAGACGGACACACAGGGAGCCCAGGAGAGAAGGGGGAGAAAGGGGAGACGGGACAGGCAGGCGCACCGGGUCUAGACGGCCCAACUGGGGAGAAAGGAGAACCAGGUGGCCAAGGGAGACCCGGAGCAACAGGAUUGCCCGGCCCUAUCGGGCUCCCGGGAUUUACAGGAGAGAAAGGAGAGCCCGGGGAGAAGGGUGAGCCAGGACUGGAGGUUCCUGGGCCUCCAGGGCCAGAGGGGCCCCCUGGACCCCAGGGGCUCCAAGGUGUUCCUGGACCAAAGGGGGAAGCAGGACUUGAUGGAGCAAAAGGAGAGAAGGGUGCCCAGGGAGAGAAAGGAGAUCGGGGGCCACUGGGAUUACCCGGAGCUUCAGGUUUGGACGGCAGGCCUGGGCCACCGGGUACGCCAGGACCAAUCGGAGUUCCAGGCCCAGCGGGACCAAAGGGCGAGAGGGGCAGCAAAGGUGACCUUGGGAUGACAGGACCAACAGGAGCAGCUGGGCUUCCUGGUUUACACGGACCACCCGGGGACAAAGGAAACCGGGGACACCGAGGUUUUAAAGGAGAGAAAGGGGAGCCGGGGUUACCAGGGCUGGACGGACUGGAUGCCCCAUGCCCAUUGGGUGAAGACGGCUUACCGGUCCAGGGCUGUUGGAACAAGUGAUGCCUCUAACCUGGGAUUGGCCUGUGUGUGUGUUUGUACAUAGAAUAUUUAUUUUUAUACAGUUUUCACUUUUUGAAAAUGCCAGAAGUAUGAUGCAUCUUACAGAUUAUUAAAAAAAAAAAGAAAAAGAAAAACCUGCAUAUUUUGUACAGAAAAUGCCAACCUCUUUCCUUUUGUUUACAAGAUGUUUUGUAUACGUCUACGACUCUAAUACACUUUUUGUUUGUGAGUAUGGGCAUAUGUUUGCAUGAUAUUUGUGCACACUUAUUAAGUAUUGAAACUUAAUAAAUUAUUGUGUUCUGGUGCCAAAGGGGGCCAGCCGACACCCAGGUGCUGGCUAGCUUAUGUGUGAACUCACGGGAAAGUGGACGUCAGUGGUGUUUGCCAACUAGGUGUGUCUAAGAAUAUUUUAAACUCUUAUUAUUAAAAAAAAAAUGA
Nyctereutes procyonoides (raccoon dog) is the source of this 2265-nucleotide messenger RNA. It is a transcript of the gene COL13A1, whose product is annotated as collagen type XIII alpha 1 chain. Bases 43 to 1827 code for a protein of 594 amino acids. The transcript is spliced from 38 exons. The record is from RefSeq and is a predicted model, not a curated record. NCBI's taxonomy places the organism in Eukaryota, Metazoa, Chordata, Mammalia, Carnivora, Canidae.